Xyrauchen texanus (razorback sucker) is the source of this 3325-nucleotide messenger RNA. RefSeq lists its product as uncharacterized. The transcript has 7 exons. The record is from RefSeq and is a predicted model, not a curated record. Lineage: Eukaryota; Metazoa; Chordata; Actinopteri; Cypriniformes; Catostomidae. Bases 203 to 937 code for a protein of 244 amino acids.
CCUAAAUUAAACUGGUUGGAAAACAACCACGCAUCUGAAGAAUUUACAACGUAGUGCUUUGUACCUUGAAACUACCCAUAGACUUUAGCACAAACACUUGACACAAAGGGAUUUCUCAGUUAGAGCAGGAACACCAUCCAGCAGGCUCUGCCCUCUGAACCAGCUGAAGACUUCACCCUUGAAAACACAAUUUCAAGAGACCAUGAUAACAGGAUCCCCAGAACAAUGCAAGAAGGAAUUUCUUUCAUUGGCUGAUCAAGAUGCUGUGGCCCUUACCAAAAUAGCAGAAUUUGUAGAACGCAAAUACAACUCGACAGUUCCCCUUGUGAAACCUAAGAAUUGUACUCUGAGAAUUUGUGGGCAACAUGGAACAGUCUACGCUGGGGAUGAAGAGCAGCUUGAAGCCUGGAAAGAUUAUUAUCUACCAGAAAGGAUGGAAAUGGAAGUGAUUGGUGCUAUUGAUAACUUCCCCUGUGAUGCAUUUGGCCUGCAGUUAGUGCUCUUGUUGUGUGAGGAUGGGAAGGUCUAUGCUUAUGAGGAUGAGGUUUUACACCUCGUAGCCAUGAGCUUGAAGGACCUGUUCCAGUGUGGAAUGGUUUUCCCUGGAAAAGAGACCUUCAAGCUUGGGGAAUGUUUUGAAGAGCCGACUGAAGAAGAAUACAAUGAAAUGGUGGAAUGUGAUGACAUAAAAGCUAUGAAAGAAUCACACCAGAAGUUCAGAGAAUCUAUGGAGAGUGAAUUGCUGAAAACCAUGAAUGACAUCAAACAGAACCGCAAUGUCAACCUUGAUGUGUAUCUUCAGACUUCAGUGGGUCUCACUACAAGCACAGACCAGAAAAUUCAAGACUUGAAUGAAUUUAGAUGCAAAUGCAAUGUGAACAAUGGAAAACAUGAUAGGUACAACUGCAAAGCAAAUCAAUUACUCAUUUCACAUUAAAUUAAUCCAGUAUGAUUUCUUUCUUCUGUGGAACACAAAAGGUGGUAAUUAUCAGAAUAUCUAAGCUGAUCUUUUCUAUACACGAAAGUCAAUGAGAACUAGUUGUUACUCAAUGUAAAUUGAAAACACAAAAAAAAACCUUGAAAAAACUUCCAAUUAGACCACACAUUCAAAGCACUGUCUGAUGGAGGUAUUAUAUGAAUUUAUCUGUACAAUGCCAGUAAACGGGGACCAAACUUUUAAGGGAGCAUAUAGGUAUGUUUUAUACAGCUCUUUCUGCACUUUGUUUUACUCCCUUAUGGUUUCCCCAGGUGUUCCUCAUUCCCUGAUAGUUUCCCCAGGUGUUCCUCAUUCCCUGAUUGUUUCCCCAGGUGUUCCUCAUUCCCUGAUUGUUUCCCCAGGUGUUCCUCGUACCCUGAUUGUUUCCCCAGGUGUUCCUCAUUCCCUGACAGUUUCCCCAGGUGUUCCUCGUUCCCUGAUUGUUUCCCCAGGUGUUCCUCAUUCCCUGACAGUUUCCCCAGGUGUUCCUUAUUCCAUGAUGGUUCCCCAGGUGUUCCUCAUUCCCUGACAGUUUCCCCAGGUGUUCCUCAUUCCCUGAUUGUUUCCCCAGGUGUUCCUCAUUCCCUGAUGGUUUCCCCAGGUGUUCCUCAUUCCCUGAUUGUUUCCCCAGGUGUUCCUUGUUUUCCCUGGUUGUGUGUCAGUUUUUGCAGGAACACCCGGUGAAACAAUAAGGUUAGAACCAAUCAUGAAAUAAAACUACAAAAGGAAUUCAAAACAAACAGGAAUGAGGGAACUAAACAAUAAUUUCAACAUAAACAUCUAGACAAAGACAGGGAAUAUAUGACAGUCGACAUGUUUGUGUGACAUCAUGCAUCUUGGCGAAAUCGGAGUUGAUAAUUUCUGCUCAAGCCUACAAGUUGUAAUUCUGACUUCAAGAUGCAUUUCAUUGCACUUUUCCUCCGUGUUGAAUGGAUCACAGCACUACUUUUCAAAACUCGAUCUGACACUGAAUGCUCAAGCAGCCCACUUAGAAAACUCCUGAUGUUUCUAUAACAAUGCAAAAAGCACUUAGCAAUUUACUUGAAAUUAAAAUCAGCCAGCCUUUCCUGUUUAAUAAAUUAAGCAUUCACACGGUCAUGGAGAUCAUCUUGUUUUUAAAUCCAUAAGGAUCUCUUUCUCAAUGGUGAUACCAGCAGUGAUGACAGCCGACUCGUCAGACAGCUUGAUCUUACGCUUUUCGAAUUACGAAUCACUUAAAGCCUGACUGCGUCACUCAAGGCCAGCUAGAAGGCUUUGACAGUAACAUAUCCUAAAGGUCAUACCCACCAAGAACAAAUAAAUCAAUCUGAUUGGCUGAUGAAUCUGACCAUCUGACAUUAGUUGCCCAUUCAUUUGCACUGUUGAGGGAUUCUGUGGGAAUUCUGAAGGGCUGAGGGGGUGGAGCUCAGACUCACGCGCUGUUUCGGCUAACAAGCUCGGCUUUGGGCAUGUGAUUUGUGAAACAGUUGUCACAUUUUGUUUGUAAGCAUCAAGGAAUUAAUUCUGAUUGGAUAAACUUUUAGUUUUUAUCUAUUUGUUUGUAGAUUAAUUAAGAGAGGAAAGCGAUUAAAAAUGCAUAGGCAAGAAGGUGAUUGAGAGUGAACGGAUGAAAAACAUGUAUUUAUUUGGCAUGAGAAGGUUUUGCUGGCCCUGAGAAAUCACCACUGAAUGUCGCCACAUCAGAUCUUAGACUGGAUAUCAUCAAAUUCACAUACUUAUCUCUCCAUAUCUUUUCUUCAGAGCUAAUGUAAUAUUUUUAACAGCUUUGACACAAUCCAUCGAAAAAAAGAAAUACAAAAUCAAACAAAUGCAACUUCAUUAGUGGUUUCUAAUGCAUAUGUAGUAGUGUAUGUUUUGCUGCUAGUGUGGCUUCUCUGUUUAGUUUGUAGAAGUUUGAAAAGUGAAGAAUACUAAAUUGAUAAAAAAUGUUGUAUGGCUCCCUUACUGUGUAGGUCCGUGAAGAAAAUGCCUCAGUAGAUGACAGUGCCUAUAUUUUUCCUGUUUAAUGUAUCUAGGUUUGUGUUCCUCUGUCUAUUUCAAGAUUACAGCAAUUAGGUCAGUAGUUGACUCAAAAUUUUGAUAUUAAGAAUUAUGAGUUGUGACCAACCCCUGGUAUUUAUUUCAGUUUUGAAUACUAAUAUUGUAUAUACACGUUUUUUCUGUCUCUGUGCUGUGGACUAAACAAAUGGAUACGAAAUGUUGAAUAGAAUGUGCCCAACCUUUGUUUGUAUAGUAUCAGGGAGUCUGUAUUACUGUAAAUAAAAUAUGAUAUCUUGCUGCUGUGAGAAUUUUUGUGUAAAAAUGCCAGAGUUCCUGAGAAGGUAAAUAAAGAACAUCUUGUUUGCUGUG